ACAGUACCAAAAGUGCUCUGGUAUUUCUCAAAUUUCAUGGGUCUAACACCAGCAAUUAAUUUAUUUCUUUUUACAAGUCUCCCUUGGUGGUGCGAGGAGUGAAGUUUUUCUGAAGUAUUUGUGUUAUGUGCAUUUAUAUGCGAGAAACUGCAGCAAUUUGAAUAUAAUAUACGCCACCUCGUUUAUAAAAAAGUAUACCAAGCUAAAAAAAGGGGUGUGAAUGAAAAAGAGUUAUUUCUGGUAUUUUAUUUAGAAGCCUGUGUUAUAGUCCGGUCGAUUUGGAUCAAUAUGACAAAAGGCAAGUUCAAGACCUGUGAAUGUGGUAAAUGUAGAAAUAAUAUAGCUAAGACACAAUAUAGUUUGAAAUGUGCUGGGACGUGCGGGGGAUGGUACCAUAGGAAAUGUACUGGUCUAUCGGACGAGCAAUUUUUGGCUUAUGAGAAGCGUAAGACUGAUCAAAAGUAGUUGUGUGGCAGAUGUGGUAGAAACAGGCAUUCUUCGUCAUCAGAUCACUCAGACGCGUCUGAUCCCGUACCAAUGGAUAAUCCCUGUAACAAAGACAUAAUGAAAACUAGACAACAGAAGUUUUCAGAAAUAGAAAAGGCCCUUAAUUUUAAUGGCGAAGUGAUGGAGGACUUACAAAUAACAGUAAAAGCUAUAUCAGAUGAGAAUAUUGAGUUGCGAAAAACACAAGAGCAUCUUAAGAAUCGUGUUGCUGGACUGGAAAAGGAGGUAAUGAAGAUGAAGCUAGGAAGAAAAGGUCUUUUCGAAAUUGGAUAUGGGGGAACCCAGCUAUAAGGUGUUUGUUCUUUCUAAGGCUGAGGAGGAUCCUACUGUGGUGGCUGUGCACUUAGAUUCAGUGGAACAACAUAAUACGGUUAUAGAAAAGAGAAAAAAGGCUAUCACUGAGCAAUCAAAACUGCAGCAUCUGUGAUUCUCAAGCUAGAAUAUUUAUUAUUGAAGAUCUUCCAAAGGAAACUAGAGAAAUUUAUAAAGAGGCAAGAAAAUUGAAGAUUUCUGGGUUUGAUGCAGAAAUGGCCAGAUCUAUGCCAGGAAGGCUGAUGGGGAAGUUGCAUUGAGGAUCAAAUCAUUA
Molecule: messenger RNA, 1093 nt
Organism: Acanthoscelides obtectus
Lineage: Eukaryota; Metazoa; Arthropoda; Insecta; Coleoptera; Chrysomelidae
Source: the annotation of a GenBank genome assembly